This is a messenger RNA of Notolabrus celidotus (New Zealand spotty), 1047 nucleotides long. RefSeq names its product PRKR interacting protein 1 (gene prkrip1). Bases 38 to 598 code for a protein of 186 amino acids. NCBI's taxonomy places the organism in Eukaryota, Metazoa, Chordata, Actinopteri, Labriformes, Labridae. Gene Ontology annotation, cellular component: nucleolus. Gene Ontology annotation, molecular function: double-stranded RNA binding; protein kinase inhibitor activity; protein kinase binding. The record is from RefSeq and is a predicted model, not a curated record. The transcript has a single exon. Gene Ontology annotation, biological process: negative regulation of protein kinase activity.
GGUUGACUUCAGGAAAACGACGGCGACUGUUUGAAAGAUGGCGGCGCAGAUGCAAAAGAACAACAAGCCAGGGAAACCUGGAGGAAAAGAGGCCCAGCCUCUGGUCAUCGCCAAGACUCCGGCGGAGGAGCAGCGUCUAAAACUGGAGAGGUUGAUGCGGAACCCGGAUAAGCUGGCUCCCAUCCCAGACCGACCCAAAGAAUGGAACCCACGGGCUCCACCGGAGUUCGUCCGGGACGUGAUGGGCUCCAGCGCCGGAGCAGGCAGCGGGGAGUUUCAUGUCUACCGGCACCUCCGCCGAAGAGAGUAUCAGCGGCAGGACUUCCUGGACAAGAUCUCAGACAAGAUUAAUAAAGACAUAGAGUACCUGGAUAAGGUGGAUCAAAACCAGCAGGACGCCGACGACAGGACGGCCAAGCGCAGGAAGAAGAGGGACAAGCUGAAACAGAAAAAACUGAUGGCGAAGAUGGCCAAACUAGAGGCCUCAAACGAGAAAGAAGAGGACGCAAAAAAGAGCUCAAGCAGCAGUGAAGAAGAGGGUGAGAGAGAGGCUGAGGACGAUGCCGAGGCUCCCAGCUUCAUCAUGGGGAAGAAAUGACGCCUCCUGUCUGCUUUAGGCUGAUGGACAUUCUCUGCCAACACAGGAGACUGAUUUAAGGUGGUGAUCCUGGGGGUGGUGGAGGAUGAAGCAGGGGGAAGAUGGACACCAGAACAAGUGGGGAGGCGAAAAGAGCCUAGUAAAACAGAAAGUGCUCCAUGGAGAGCUAUCAAGUCCAGACAACCUCGAAUGAGGACUCAACCUCCACUCUGGAAAAUGGACAAAGAUGUUGAGACACAUAUUUUUCUAAUUGUAUUACUGAUUAUUAUCUCACUGAAGUGUUUGUAGUUCAUAUGUCUCCACUGUCAGGACAGAUCUUCAGGGAAUUGUUGAGUUUUCAAAUUGUAAAAUCAAGUUUUGAUAUUUUUUUUUAAAAUUGUGACAUUGUUGGAAAUACUCUUCACUUCAGUGUAUUCUCAAUGUUUUAAUAAAACGUGAGUCUACAUACA